Molecule: messenger RNA, 303 nt
Organism: Puccinia graminis f. sp. tritici CRL 75-36-700-3
Lineage: Eukaryota; Fungi; Basidiomycota; Pucciniomycetes; Pucciniales; Pucciniaceae
Exons: 2
Coding region: 1-303 (100 amino acids)
Source: RefSeq, a predicted model, not a curated record
AUGUCCUCAGUCGUUCCUACUCCACUCACAUCCGUCUCCUCUAACGCUCAGCAUGGCUCAACCAGCUCCGAUCACACCUUCCGAAAGAGUGCUACCUUCACUAGACACAGCGGAAGUAGGGCCGAUGGUCGUGGUUCUAUCGUUGUCCAUACCAGCACUUUCGAUCAAUCUUCAACUUUCAUCAUCCUGCUGUCCUCAAGCCUCCAAACCAAACCCCUCGGUAAACCGCGAUCUCCCGUCUCCUCUUCUCUCUCCGUCAAUCUCACCGGGGCGCUUGUCGUUCCGUAUAAGCAGCUUAAUUAA